Messenger RNA from Alternaria atra, 1068 nucleotides. RefSeq lists its product as uncharacterized. The record is from RefSeq and is a predicted model, not a curated record. NCBI's taxonomy places the organism in Eukaryota, Fungi, Ascomycota, Dothideomycetes, Pleosporales, Pleosporaceae. The transcript has a single exon. Bases 1 to 1068 code for a protein of 355 amino acids.
AUGGAGCCGUGGAUGAGCUGGGCCGUGUUCCUGGCCAUUGGAGGCGCCGUCUACUGGUACUACAUGCAUCAAGGCAAUACCGCUGUUGCGCGAGGACGAUCGACCACUGGCAAGCCCACUACCAACUCCCUCAAGGAGGCGGUCAAUUGGGACAGCUCGGAGAAGAAGCCCAAGGCCGCACAGAAGUCUGCAAAGCCCAAGGCGCCUCGCAAGUCAGUCAAGACGGCUGUUGAAGAUGCCGGCAACAAAGCUGCCGCUACGCUGUCGCAAGCCGCCCCCAAGCAGGCUGCCGAUGAGGAAGUCGCACCGCCCGCCGCCUACACGAACAAGGCCCCAAGCGGCAAGGAUGUCUCUGACAUGCUCGGUGAGCGACCCGUCUCCCCUGCUGUCAUGAGCAUCAAGCCCUCGGAGAAGCCAGCCAAGUCGGUCAAGGCCCAGACACAAAAGGCAGAGGUCGCGACCGAAUCCAAGAAGCAGCGCCAGAACAGGAAGAAGGUCGAAGAGGCCAAGGCGGCGCGUGAGGAAGAGGAGAAGGCGCGCAAGGCUCUUGAGGAGAAGCAGCGUCGCGUCGCUCGUGAGGCUCGUGGUGAGCCGGCCAAGAAUGGUCUUGGACAGAGCAAGCCCCCUGCCUCGAACCCUUGGACCGAGGUGCCCUCUCGUGGUGCUGUUCAGCCUCCCAAGCCCGCUUCGACUGGUCAACUCCUCGACACCUUCGAGGCUCCCGUCCAGACUGCUACUAAAACCACUGCCCCUACCAGCGGCGCUGCUAAGACUUCUACCCCUCUCAACAGCCUCCCCUCUGAGGAAGAGCAGAUGAGACUGGCUAUGGAGGACUCGGCCUGGACCACGGUUCCCAAGGGCGGCAAGACGAAGCGCAAGACCGUGAACGAGGAACUCGCUGAAGAGCUCAAUAACGUCACCGAGACGAAGCCGCAGCAGUCCGCCAAGCCAGUUCGUCCAACGGAGACCAUCAAGGAGAACAAGAACCCCAGCUCUCGGUACCAGAUCCUUGCCGAAGAGUUCAACCCCAAGACUGGCGACGACGCCGAUGACUGGGCGGUCAUGUGA